Molecule: messenger RNA, 1896 nt
Organism: Owenia fusiformis
Lineage: Eukaryota; Metazoa; Annelida; Polychaeta; Sabellida; Oweniidae
Source: the annotation of a GenBank genome assembly
AUGGAGGAAGCUAAACCUAAAGCUGGAAAAACAAACUCAAGAAGCUCAGAUGAUGGCGAAGCUGGGCUUGAAGAGGAAGAUGUUGAUGAGGCAAAAAGUAGAAGGGAAUCUACAGGGAAAGCAAACCCCGAAGGUGGCAAUGUGAAAGAUGAGCAAGAUAAGGGUCAUUAUACAGAGGAUCCGAAACCCAAGACUGGAAAUGCGAAAGAAGCUCAAGAAACACAAGGUCUCCAAUGCAGAAUUGGAGAUGUGGAAGAGAAACACAAACCUCAAAAUAUUGGGGUUCAACAACCCAGAGAUGCAGAUGUGGAAAAGGCAAAAAAAGCCGAGGGUAUAGAUAAUUUGCAAAAAAUAACACAUAAUAAUCCAGUUGUACAAGAUUCAAAAAACAGAACUGGAGAUGUUAUGGAACCGCAAACUAAAAGCGGAACUAUUAAAGAAACAAAACUCAAAAAUGAUGACACAGGAGAAGCUUCAAAUAGGGAUAGAUAUAUAGAUCAAAAAAAUAUAGAAGAGUCAAAAUCCGGGAAUGAAGAGGAAAGACACGGUGACUAUAUUCUUAAGUCUCUUAAAAAGGCAAAUUUGUAUGAUGACUCAAACUUGAACAUAACAAUGGCCUACCUACUGAUGAAUAAAUCCGAGGAAGCUAUUAAAUGGAUGAAAAAAGCAAAUAAAGAUAAAGAGUAUAUGCACAGCUCUCAAACAAGAUUGAUAUUAUAUAUUCUGUGCAACAAUUAUUUAGAGGAUAACUUAAAUGAUGACAGUGUAAGUAAACCAUUCUUUCACAAUUUGAGAGGUGAAGUACUUGAAUCCAAAAAGAUGCAUGGAGAUGUCGAGAACACAUUGGGAAAUGUACUACUUCAAAGAGGUGGGGUUAAAGAAGCAAUAGAAGUAUUGGAAAAAAGUUUAGAUGAUUCUUCGAUAAAAGACAGUAGCAAAAUAACACUUCUAUAUGAGGCAUAUAAAAAGGAUGGGAACGAGACAAAGCUUCAGGAAAUGUGUGACAAAUACCCAGAGAUCAAAAAGAUUGAGAACCUGGAGAAUCAGCUUAAAGAUUCUGAAGAGAAAAAUGCAAAAAGUGAAGAAAAGAUUCGUGAGCUUAAGGAUAAGGCUAAGAAAAAUGCCAAGGAGAAAUAUCAAUCUAAAAAGGACCUUGCUGAAUUGCAGAUGGAGAGAGAGGAAGAUUUAAGAAAAUUUCUGAGAAUAACCAAAGAGAGUCAACAAUAUGAAAAAAGCCUUGCUGAUUUGCAGAUGAAGAGAGAUGAAGAUUUAAGAAAAGUCGUUAGAAAUACUAAAGAGAGCCAGCAGUCUGAAAAGGACCUCAUUGAAUUGCAAUUGAGGAGUGAAAAAAAAGUUGAAGAACAAGCAGCAGAAAUUAAAAAACUUCAAGAAGCAAAACAAAAGGUUAAUCAAGACCACUAUGAAGCGAUUAAAGGAUAUAUGAGAAGUAUAAGCAGACAAUACAGUGAAUCCGUGGAACAAGGAGAGGAAGAGGGAGAACCUGUUACAGAGAUAUAAGUAGACUCAUGGAGUGCAAGAAAACAUGUCUACUUGGAAUCACAAAAUUUGACUUGUACAAAGUGAGAGACAAACAUUAACAAAAACAGUCCGUAAACAGACUUGUAGGGGAUCUUGCAAUCUAAUACACACUCAUCAUCAAAUAAACUGAACUGUUGCAGACUUAUGCUCGUAAUAUUUAGAAGGCUGUAUCAGAGGAUUGGUGCUUGCUAAGAGGAUAUUUCACUGGUCAGUAUCAAGCAAAGCUAGCAGCUGUAACCUUUGCAUCUAAGAUGGUGGACAAUAAUUGUUGAUUUGAUGAAAGGUCUGUGUCCAGUAAUACCUGGUGUACCGGAGGAAAAUAUAUAUAUACAGGGUAAUCAUUAAGAGCUGGGAAUU